AUGUCUCCGCUGAGGAUUCCCUACACAAACCCGCUGCCCCCCGCCAUCGUCUUUCCCAAGACCGCGAGCAGUGUCGCCGGCGCCAUCGAUGCUGUGGCCGCCUUCUUCUCCGCUCCCCCAUCGCCCUUUCUGCAGGGCGUCGAUGUAGGCAAAAACGGCCAGACCGUCUUCCUCACCGGCGCCGGCAUCUCGGUCGCCUCCGGACUGUCCGAUUACAGGGGGGAGAACGGCACGUACGUUCGGAACAAGACUUAUCGGCCGACCUACUAUCACGAGUUUGUGACACGGCACGAAUCGCGCAAACGAUACUGGGCCCGCAGCUUCGUCGGCUGGCCUGGCCUGGUCAAAGCGAAGCCGAACUCUACGCACCGGGCCAUUGCAGAGCUGGCGGCAAAGGGCUAUAUCAGCUGCGUCGUGACGCAGAAUGUAGAUUCGUUCCACCCGGCCGCCCAUCCGGGUCUGGCGACCAUCGAGCUGCAUGGCUUUCUCCGGUCUGUCGUGUGCAUCAACUGCCACAACCAACUCCCGCGACAUGAGUUUCAGCAGGCUCUGACGCGGCUGAAUCCCGCCUGGGCCGAUUUUCUACACGAAAUGCUCGAGUCCGGUGCGUUGGACACGAACAACCGGGAGGAGCAGCAGAGGCGAGGGCUGAAGCUCAACCCGGACGGCGAUGUUGACCUCCCUCACGCCCCGUACUCGCACUUCCGAUACCCUGCAUGCCCGCACUGUCUGGCGCAUCCUCCGGUGCUGAAAGACGGCUCGCGCGGACUCGUGGAAACGGAGAGCGACGGCGCGUGGGCAUCGCCAUCGACCGCGGGCAUUCUGAAGCCGGCCGUCAUCAUGUUUGGCGAGUCGACCAGCCCUGUAGUCCGCACUGCAGCCGAAGAAGCCAUCGACGACGCCGGCCGGCUCCUGGUCAUGGGCAGCAGCCUGGCAACCUACUCGGCAUGGCGCUUAGUGGAACGAGCACACCACAGGGGGAUGGCGAUUGGCAUCGUCAACGUGGGCGGAGUCCGCAACGAGUCCCGGCUGUUUGGAGAGCUCCUCGGCGAGCGGUAUAUGCAGAACCAUGUACGCUGCGACCACAAGUCGGAGAUGGUCCUCCCUGAGGUUGUGUCCAGACUGCCGCCGCUUGUAUAG
Talaromyces rugulosus is the source of this 1140-nucleotide messenger RNA. RefSeq lists its product as uncharacterized. The record is from RefSeq and is a predicted model, not a curated record. The transcript has a single exon. The coding region runs from base 1 to 1140 and encodes 379 amino acids. Gene Ontology annotation, molecular function: NAD+ binding. Lineage: Eukaryota; Fungi; Ascomycota; Eurotiomycetes; Eurotiales; Trichocomaceae.